This is a messenger RNA of Paecilomyces variotii, 1466 nucleotides long. Its product is annotated as pyridoxine biosynthesis protein. The coding region runs from base 170 to 1096 and encodes 308 amino acids. NCBI's taxonomy places the organism in Eukaryota, Fungi, Ascomycota, Eurotiomycetes, Eurotiales, Thermoascaceae. The transcript has 3 exons. Gene Ontology annotation, molecular function: amine-lyase activity. Gene Ontology annotation, biological process: amino acid metabolic process; pyridoxine biosynthetic process; pyridoxal 5'-phosphate biosynthetic process. The record is from RefSeq and is a predicted model, not a curated record.
GGGGAAAGGAAGAAGAAUAGUUAGUUAUAGAACUAGGAAAAGCCAUCUUAUCGAGACUUCAUCCUCCCGUGACUCACGCCGCAUACAGCUCCUGCUUUUUCUUCCUUCGCCUUUUUCUUUUUCUUUUCUUUGACUUCCUCUAUCCAGAAUUCCAUCUCCUACUUCCAUCAUGGCUUCUGCGCAGACUUCCGCCACCAAUGGCACCAACGACUUCACCGUCAAGGCUGGCCUUGCCCAGAUGUUGAAGGGAGGCGUGAUCAUGGAUGUGGUCAACGCAGAGCAGGCCCGCAUCGCUGAGGAGGCUGGUGCUGCCGCCGUCAUGGCUCUCGAGAGAGUCCCCGCCGAUAUCAGAGCCCAGGGAGGCGUGGCCCGUAUGUCGGACCCCUCGAUGAUCAAGGAGAUCAUGGCCGCCGUCACCAUCCCCGUCAUGGCCAAGGCUCGUAUCGGACACUUCGUUGAGUGCCAGAUCCUUGAGGCCAUUGGUGUCGACUACAUCGACGAGUCGGAAGUCCUCACGCCUGCUGAUAACCUCUACCACGUCACCAAGUCCACCUUCAAGGUUCCCUUCGUCUGCGGUUGCCGCAACCUGGGUGAGGCCCUCCGCCGUAUCUCUGAGGGUGCUGCCAUGAUCCGCACCAAGGGUGAGGCCGGUACUGGUGAUGUCGUCGAGGCUGUCAAGCACAUCCGCCAGGUCAACGCGGACAUUGCCCGCGCCCGCGCCAUCCUCACCUCCUCUGCCGACCCCGAGCCCGAGCUGCGCGCCUAUGCCCGCGAGCUGGGAGUCUCCUACGAGCUUCUCCGCGAGACCGCUGAGCGUGGCCGUCUGCCCGUCGUCAACUUUGCCGCCGGUGGUGUUGCCACUCCCGCAGAUGCCGCUCUCAUGAUGCAGCUGGGCUGCGACGGUGUCUUUGUCGGCUCCGGUAUCUUCAAGUCUGGUGACGCGAAGAAGCGCGCCAAGGCCAUCGUCCAGGCCGUGACUCACUACAAGGACCCCAAGGUGCUGGCCAGUGUCAGCGAGGGUCUGGGUGAGGCCAUGGUGGGCAUUAACGUCUCCCAGAUGAGCGAGGCUGACAAGCUUGCCAAGCGUGGCUGGUAGAGUCAUCCAUCAAUCUAUUGAUGCUAUCCUUUUUUUCCCUACAUCUCAUCUUAUCCUCCUCCUUCAACCCUAGCCUAGGCUCUCUUCAUUACCCUCAUCCUCUUAGACGAUCGCCGCUACUACCACGGUUCAUUCUCCUACGGCCCGCUGUCUGUUCACCCAUAUAGCAUAUCUCUCUUUCUCUUUUCCUGUUCGGGUUCUGGUUCCCAAAAAGCACGAGGACUGUUUAUAUGAUUCAUAGCACGGCAGGAAGAGCUGUUUGGCUGUACAUAUAUAGACAUUACCUAGCUGAGACGCUAGGGCAGGUUACAGUUAAAUCACUACUAACUAGCAUUUUCAAAACAAUAAAAAAUAUAAAAAGAAGCCAAUA